AUGAAGUCCGAUCCGCCCUCCAAAAACACCUGUGAAGUCUGCUCCCGCAACUUCACUCGAGUCGAUCAUCUCAAGCGCCAUCAAUUGCGCCAUUCCGGUGUUAAGCCCUACUCGUGCAUCUUCUGCAGUGAAUCCUUCGCUCGAUGUCGUCGCGGCGACCGCAGGAUCCCCGAGACCGGCCAGAGAGGCAGACGCCGUCAUGCCUGUGAAUCGUGUACUUCGAUGAAACUCCGGUGCGAUGGAAUGAGUCCAUGCGGUUCGUGUACGAAACGCGGUUACCAAUGCAACAACGAGCGCAAAGAUCAGAAAACACCCGGACUCGCGGCGGGUGCGAUACAUUGCCAGGCCGACAAUGCUCGGUCGACGAUCCGACAGCCCAAUUCUUUCAGUCCCACGAUACCCAAGGAGGAGGAAUACGAUGAACCGUCGUCGGAUCGAGGGUCGAUCCGGUUUCUCUUGAAUGGCGGCACGGACGGUUUCACGGAGCGGUUUCUGCUUCCGCCGCGCAGUGACCGAGCGCGCGGCCUCGAGUACCAUACGCAGAAGGGGCUGGAGGAAACCGAGAACUCGAUGAUGGGCUAUCCCGGCGUGAAGAACCACGAGCCGGAUUUUACGCCGGCAUUCGUGGAUUCAGACCCGGCGGCGCUGUCGUUCUACCAGGAUACUUUUCUCGAAUUCUUCAAUGGGCCGUUCGGCGAUCCGAAUAAAUCGCUGGACGGUCUGUAUGCAGGCGAGAUUCCCUUCCAGGCGGUGAUCCCUCCGACGCAGGACCCUCGGUUUCCGUUCCCCGGACAGGAGCCCGUCUACGAACCGGAACGACCAUUCGCGAUGGCAAUGAUCCAGGCGAUUCGUGCUAAGGCCUGCUCCGUUCCGCUGAAUCUCAAGGCGCAGGAGGAAAUCGCGGUCGGGUUGAACUUUUUGCUGACAACGGCGCGCAUCCGCAAGUUCAUCUCUAUGUAUUUCAGAUACUGGCAGCCCAGCUGCGCCUUGCUCCAUCAGCCGUCGUUCGAUCCGGAAACCGUCUCCCUGCCGCUCCUUGUGGCCGUGGUGUUCAUGGGAGCUAUGUAUUCGAGCGAUACGAGAGAAGUCUACCUUGCCAGACGCUUGGUGGACUUCGCAGAACUUUUUACAUUUUCCAGUGAUAUUUACUCAUGCGAGAACGAGAUCGGCUCGGCAUUUGGUGGGCGCCGCAACACGGAAGUCGAGAGCAGUGACUGGACUAUGUUCCAGAACUUCCAGGCUGGGUUCAUCGUGGUAGUUGCGCAGUACUGGAGUGGAAGCCGGGUGUCGCGAAACCGCGCUAUGGAGAAUCGGUUUAGUGAGGUUAUCAAGGUCGCGCGCAGAAUCGGCCUUCCUAAAUGCCGGCACCGAUUAGACGAACGUACACACGAGUUCCUAUGGAUCCAGACAGAGUGUCGAAUUCGCACCAUGGCAUUAAUAUCUCUCCUCGACUGUGCCUUUGUCUUCUACCAAAACUACCCCUGUCGCUUAACCCACGCCGAGAUGGAAAGCGACUUCCCCAGCGCAGAGGCCGUCUUCGCAUCCGAGCACCCAUUCCAAGAGCCGAAGUUCUUACUCACGCGCGAGUUUAACAUCAUCGACACUUUUCAAAACCUAUUCCACGAGCACUGCAGCCAGGCUCCAUCUCCAUCCGCCCUCAGCAGCCCCAGCACAAACAUGCUAGCAGGCCUAACAGUCCUCGACAUGUUCAUCCUCAUCCACAUGCUCUACGCCUUCAUAAACACACACAUGACUCUCCUCGCGCCUCUUCUCCGAAGAUCCCGCGCCUCAUCCAAGAAUUCAAUCCGUGACUCUCGACUCGGUAAACGCCGCCGAUCAGCCAUUCCGGAGGACUCGACUCUGUCUGCCAUCCGCAUCGCGUUGAGGAACUGGCAUGAGUAUUGGGAGACGCUCAGCAGUACAAUUUCUCAGGACGAGUGGGCGUCCAUGGGCUUUUAUCGCAACGGGUAUAACUUUUGGCUCGUUGCGAGGCUCCUGAUUAAUCAGAAAGAGAGCGUCGAUGUAGUCAUGCAGAUGGAGGUGAAGUGCGAGGAUAAGUUGCAGAAGUUGAGUGUUUUGCUGCAGGAUGAAAACGAUUGAAGCGCUUGGCGAUAUACAACACAUCAUGGUUUGAAUAAUCGCAGCUUCGUCUCUUGAACACCUCUAUGGAAACUGAGACUUCUGCGAACGAACUCCAGAACAUACCUGCAUUAUUCCACGCCUGUGGAUCCUGUAUCCCUGUUCGGGCCUUCGCCGGGUUAUUGCAAACCAAAUAUUCCACAGAUCCGAGUCGCAGAACACAACACCCCGUGGGAUAUAGGGCAGAAACCCCGAGAAGCACUUGUGGAAAGGCACUUGUCCCAAAACACUACAUUGAAAGGGAAUUUACACCCGGUCGUGGUUGUCUCAUGGCUGGAUCUAGCUUUGACAUACUUUGAUACCUUACUACUUAGGAUACAGGCAGAUCGGGAGUUCUAUUAGAUACGGAUUGGUUAGGUUUGAGGCUGGCCUUUAGCUAGAUCAAGAUAUUGCAAUAGAUCGAUGAAUAUUCUGUUCCUACUUCACACUUGAAGAGAUGGGCUGAUGGGAG
Messenger RNA from Aspergillus steynii IBT 23096, 2590 nucleotides. RefSeq names its product putative C2H2 finger domain protein. The coding region runs from base 1 to 2100 and encodes 699 amino acids. Gene Ontology annotation, cellular component: chromatin. Gene Ontology annotation, biological process: regulation of transcription by RNA polymerase II; DNA-templated transcription. Gene Ontology annotation, molecular function: zinc ion binding; RNA polymerase II cis-regulatory region sequence-specific DNA binding; DNA-binding transcription factor activity, RNA polymerase II-specific. The transcript is spliced from 7 exons. NCBI's taxonomy places the organism in Eukaryota, Fungi, Ascomycota, Eurotiomycetes, Eurotiales, Aspergillaceae. The record is from RefSeq and is a predicted model, not a curated record.